AUGGAGGCGCUGUCUAAACUGUCCACGGGGUUCCAUGACUUUGCUGCAACUGUAUCUACACACUCUUUCGUUCAUGAUGAUGUUGGGUCACUUUCCUCAGCUCCCUCAAUCCUCCCAAUCGUCUCUACUGAGAGCAUGGACAGUGGAAACGAUGUUUCAAACCAUGGGAGAAGUAUAAUGAAUAUGAAAAUGAGUCCAGGAGGGAGCAAUAGUAAUGGUGAAAUGGACAAAAUGGGCGGGUAUGUGGUCGACCAUCAACCUCCCCCAAAAAAGCUCUUUUCAGAUGAUAUCCCUGUUCUUGACCCCUUUCCAGGCUAUUAUGGCUUCGAUUUAUAUCGUCCCCUAUGUGAAGAUGCUUAUGACUCAAUUGAGACUAAACCCAGUACGGCUUACUUUUUCUUUAAAGAUGAUCAAGGAUGGACGAAUCUUUAUGCAAAGAAAGCACCAACUUGGUGGACGCUAUCUUACUGGUGUCAGCGCCAGCCUCCAGAAGGUUGUUUUAUCAGAUUAACUCCUGUUUAUGGAACUUCUGAUAAGCAACAGGAGGUUAUUCAAAGGUGCCUUGAGGACUUUAUGGCCUCACCAACCCCUGGUCUCUCUCGCUACAGUAUGAUUUUGGUGGGUAAUUCGAAUGCUGAAUACUUCUACGACCCCACAACUGAGCGUCUUUGUGUAACUUUGCCCUACGAACGCCCAAAAGAAGGAUGCGAAUACAGUCAAUUCAAUGGAAAAUUCACAUGUUUCAACAGUUGUCUCUAUAACGGGGGACAAGGCAACAAGAAACCUCUCUAUCUCAUCAUAACCCUGGAAAGACCAAUGAAAAAUGGAUCACCAACUGAUGGGCCAUGUGAAGUUCUUGGGAGACAAUGUUUGAAGUUUCGAAGCUGUGCUUGUCCCAAGCGAGACAAGGAUAAUAAUGAGAGGCGUAUGGCCCAAGAUAUGAGUGAUGGAAAUAUAACUUCUGCAGGAGCUUCCACUUCAAAGAGACGACGAGAAGGUGUUUCUCAGCGAGCAUCAAGAAGUUCGCGUGUGAAGACCUUCACCAUGAACUCGGAACGCGUGGGUACGCCACAAUUCUUUCAACAGGAUGAAAUCUCAUCCAGUUCUAGUUAUGACGAUUUGGUGCAGAUUGAUGGAGAAUCCUUCCACAUCAUUUUGAUGCCAGCCUAUUUGCCAGGAGGGGCUAAUACACUUCGUCAGAUGAGAUCUGCUCUAUUGAAAAUAUUUCAAGUUGCUCGGGAAUGUGAGGAGGACCGCAAACCCUCGAAUGGUUAUAACCAGGAAAGGCAAGAUGAUAUGAUGCAGGCACUUAAUUCUAUUGAAGGUCGGACUGCUUCGUUACUACGAGAGAUCCAAACAACACCAGGGUUCGGGAAUCCAAAUAGCUGUUCAACCGACUCUCAACCAAACUCCUCAGGUUCUCAUAACUUCCAGAAUCAAGGCGUUGCUUCCUCCGGAACGAUUGAUCUCAUUGGUAGUUCAACUCUUGAUCUUCUAGCCUACGAUCAUUUACACUCUCAACAUUUGAUAAAGUCGGAGAACAAUUUUCUCCAACCCUUCUCGGGUCAAACUAAUGAGUAUCAUAGAAAUACCCGGAUGAACUAUGCUUCAACACUGGCAGCACCUCUUGAAAGUACUCUUCAACAGAGAUGUUUUGAAAACACUGGGAAUGGUACUGAUCUCUCAACUUUUAAUGGUGGCCACACAAGUAUGGAUUCAUCAACAGUGGCUGCAUAUGCGAUGAUGCCUUCAGCGUUUCAGUCAUUCCGUGACACUGAUACUGUGCAUCACUACCAACCAAAUGUUUUCACAGCUUCUCAGAACGCUGUCAAUCCUUCCCUUUCGGUCGCUUCAAUAUCCCAAGACAAUGGAUGUGCGUUAGUUUCAGCAUUUGGCGCCGCAGUGUCUUCCAGUCACAAUGGUGGAAAGAUGUUUGACAAUGGCUCCAACUCCAGACAACAGCAGUGUCAUCAGAACAACGGGACGGAUGUUUCAAUGAGCAACUCAUCCUGUGGCACCUCUUCACCUAUAUCACCGGCGUCUUCAAGCAAGAAUUAA
This is a messenger RNA of Rodentolepis nana, 2058 nucleotides long. The record is from the annotation of a GenBank genome assembly. NCBI's taxonomy places the organism in Eukaryota, Metazoa, Platyhelminthes, Cestoda, Cyclophyllidea, Hymenolepididae.